Panicum hallii is the source of this 3098-nucleotide messenger RNA. Its product is annotated as tRNA (cytosine(34)-C(5))-methyltransferase. The transcript is spliced from 15 exons. Gene Ontology annotation, biological process: RNA methylation. NCBI's taxonomy places the organism in Eukaryota, Viridiplantae, Streptophyta, Magnoliopsida, Poales, Poaceae. The record is from RefSeq and is a predicted model, not a curated record. Gene Ontology annotation, molecular function: tRNA (cytidine-N5)-methyltransferase activity; RNA binding. The coding region runs from base 145 to 2736 and encodes 863 amino acids.
CACCCCCCGAACCGCAUCGCUCGCCGCGCCGCCGCUGCUAAACCCCAGACGCAAACCCCGCUCAUCUCCCUCGCGCCAGCAACGCCUCCUCCGCGCCGCCACGAGGGGCAGCAGCAGCGCGCACGCGUGCGAGAGGGAGCUGGGAUGGGAGGCGGGCGGAAGCGCGGGCGCACGCAGCGCCGCCACUUCAAACAGGGCCGCGAGAACGUCUGGAAGCACAACCCCCAGCGCCCUCCCGCCGGCGAAGGAGGCGAGGGGCGCGAGGGGAAUCCCUCGUGGCAGCCCUUCGCCACCGAGAACCCGGCCUUCGAGGAGUAUUACAAGGAGCAGCAAAUUAUUCCUGAGGAAGAGUGGGAUGAUUUCAUGAGUAUGCUCCGGAAGCCAUUACCUGCCACUUUUAGGAUUAAUGCGAGCUGUCAGUUUUUUCAAGAUAUCUGCUCACAAUUGGAAAACGACUUCAGAAAAUCAUUAGAGACUGAGGUAAGCGAUGAGCAUGAACAAGAUGCUAUCAGGCCUUUGCCUUGGUAUCCUGGUAAUCUUGCAUGGCAUUUGAACUUUUCCCGAAUGCAACUGAGGAGAAACCAGGCACUUGAGAGUUUUCAUGAAUUUUUGAAGCGAGAGAAUGAAGUUGGCAACAUAACUAGGCAAGAGGCUGUCAGUAUGGUCCCACCAUUGUUUCUGAAUGUGCAACCUGAUCAUCAUAUUCUUGACAUGUGUGCUGCUCCAGGAUCUAAAACUUUCCAGUUACUAGAGAUGAUUCACCAGUCAACGAAGCCUGGAUUGCUUCCAAAUGCCUUGGUGGUAGCUAAUGAUGUUGAUGUGCAAAGAUGCAAUCUUCUUAUUCAUCAGACAAAGAGAAUGUGCACAGCCAACCUGAUUGUGACAAAUCAUGAAGCACAAAACUUUCCUGGUUGUAAUCUUGCAAAGUUCUGUUCAGAAACAUGUAUGGAUGAGGCCAAGCUGCAGAGGGUGGAGUUUGACCGCGUGCUUUGUGAUGUGCCUUGUAGUGGUGAUGGGACUGUCCGCAAGGCUCCUGAUAUGUGGAGGAAGUGGAAUGCUGGUAUGGGGAAUGGACUUCAUCGUCUGCAAGUAGAAAUUGCUAUGCGUGGUAUGGGUUUGCUUAAAGUGGGUGGGAGGAUGGUUUAUUCAACAUGUUCAAUGAACCCCGUUGAAAAUGAAGCUGUUGUUGCUGAGAUUCUACGGAGAUGUGGGGACUCUGUCGAACUUCUUGAUGUUUCUAAAGAGCUGCCCGAAUUAGCCCGUCGUCCUGGACUUAGCACCUGGAAGGUGCGGGAUAGAGGUUCUUGGUUUGGUGUUCAUGAAGAUGUUCCUCGCUACAGGAAGAGUGUGAUAUCACCAAGCAUGUUUCCCUCUGGUAAAGGCAGCAAAGAUGUUGAGGUCAACACAGAUGUUGAUGCAGACAUGAAGGAUUCAACAGACAUGGGAGAGGGAGAACAAGAAAGAAAUAUAGCAGUCGCUGACAGCAAUAAUGGUGAUAGUCCGAAAACUGAAGAGAAAACCGAAGUUGAUUGUGAGUCUGGUGAAGCACCAACUAGAUAUAAAAAGUUAAAUUCUACUUCCACCCGUACAGAACAUUCGGAUUACCCGCUGCAUCGCUGCAUGAGGAUUGUUCCUCAUGACCAGAACAGUGGGGCAUUUUUCAUUGCAGUGCUUCAUAAACACUCUUCUCUGAACGAGAACCAGGUGGUAGAUGGGGUAAAAAGCGAGCAGAAUAUCUCAAAAGACAAUACUGGGAAACUUGAGAAAGAUUUAGGAUCGGAUAAGGUAUCAUCUGAAGAAAAUAUAGUGCCCCAGCAUGUGGUUGAUGAUACAAAUGUUCUCGAUGUAGAACAAAAUGGAGACAUGGAUAGCAAAAGUUCAAAAGAUAAGAGCUCUGAGGAUGCUAAGGUGAUUAUUAAUGAGGCAGAAAAAGGUCAAGCAGGAACAAGAGAUAGGAGGAGGCAGCAGAACCAAGGCAGGUGGAGAGGGGUUGACCCUGUGAUAUUUUUUAAAGAUGACGUGACAGUCAAAAGUAUAGUAUCUUUCUAUGGUAUCAAGGAUUCAUUUCCACUUGAAGGUCAUCUUGUGACUAGGAAUCCUGACACUAGUCAUGUUAAGAGAAUAUACUACGUGUCAAAAUCUGUUCAAGAUGUUUUGGAGCUCAACAUAAAAAUUGGCGAGCGGCUUAAGAUCACCUCACUUGGCCUAAAGAUAUUUGAAAGACAGUCAUCAAAGGAUGGCUCACCGUGCACGUUUAGGUUGUCAUCGGAGGGAUUGCCACUCUUGCUUCCGUACAUCACAAAACAGAUUCUAUAUGCAUCGGCAAUUGACUUCCAGCAUCUUUUACAGUACAGGACUGUUAAGUUUCCUGAUUUUGUGGAUGCAAAAUUUGGUGAGGAAGCUUCAGCUUUACUUCCAGGUUGCUGUGUUGUAGUAUUACGUGAAGUUUCAGGGCAUCAGGAUAUAGGAUCCAUAGUCACAGAUCCCUCUGCAAUUGCAAUUGUUUGCUGGAAGGGAAAGACCAAUUUGUGUGUCAUGGUAUCUCCACUGGAUGGGAAGGAGUUGCUUGAGAGGAUUUCUUUACGUUUUGGGCUCAAAAUCCCCGAAUUGGUUAAAGAGAAACCCAACCAGGAGGUAACUGGAUCUGAUGAGCAGCCUGAUUGUGCCACUGAGGCAGACGAUCAACCUGAAAGCAAAGCAUCUGACAUGGAAAUUCCAGAUGCUGAGGCUGAGUAGAUUUUUUUUAAAACAUGCAGCAGUUUCCUCGUCUUAUUUGGCUACUGUUUUUAGUCACUUCAGUUGAUGUUUGGUACGGAGCUGGCAGUCUUCUUUCUUGCAUAUAUGGAUUAUAAAUGCUGAAGGAGAGGUGAGCGCCCACACAGAAACGAUUGCACAUGGCAUGAGACACGAAACACAAAACACAUGGUAAUCUUGUCCGAUGCCGUGUAAAUUGCUGCCCUGUGACUGUAAGCUUGUAACCUGUUGAUUUUCUUCUUUGGGGGGAUGUAUUACACCGAUUUUGAAAUGUUACAAUGAACACGGAAUCUAGUAAACUUUGAGAUGAGAGUAUUGUUUAAGACACCAUCUGUGUAGGUUCA